Triticum turgidum subsp. durum (durum wheat) is the source of this 216-nucleotide messenger RNA. NCBI's taxonomy places the organism in Eukaryota, Viridiplantae, Streptophyta, Magnoliopsida, Poales, Poaceae. The record is from the annotation of a GenBank genome assembly.
AUGGGUGGCGGCAUGGAGGUGAACAAGAACCGCUGGAUCGAGGAGUGGAACGCCGGCCGGGAGAACCUCGAGCUCAACUUCCGCUUUACCCGCCGCAGCCUCGCCGUCAUCGGCCUCUUCGGCCUCGCCGUCCCCAUCCUCGUCUACAAGGGCAUCGUUCGCGAAUUCCAUAUGCAGGACGAGGACGCCGGCCGGCCGUACAGGAAGUUCCUGUGA